Messenger RNA from Zalophus californianus (California sea lion), 6017 nucleotides. It is a transcript of the gene BICRA, whose product is annotated as BRD4 interacting chromatin remodeling complex associated protein. Gene Ontology annotation, biological process: positive regulation of DNA-templated transcription. Bases 324 to 5045 code for a protein of 1573 amino acids. The transcript is spliced from 15 exons. The record is from RefSeq and is a predicted model, not a curated record. Lineage: Eukaryota; Metazoa; Chordata; Mammalia; Carnivora; Otariidae. Gene Ontology annotation, cellular component: SWI/SNF complex.
AGCUGAUGUGAGUCAGCCAGACCUGCGAGGGGCGGAGGGUCAGGACUCCAGGCAGCGCUGGCCCGGAGCCACCCGUGGGACGGGGAGCCAGGGCCCUCCAGCUCUCUGAGCCUCAGUUUCCCCAUCAGUCAGCGAGAGGGGCCCGACGCCUUCCCCCCCCGCGGAGGCUCGGUGACAUCGCCCGUCAACAGAAGCACCGCAUUUAUGGCAAUCCCCGCUGGCCCCCGAAAGGACACUCCCCAAGUCCCCAGCCGGGGGCCCUGCGUAGACCUGGAGUGGACACCCCCUCCUUCCCUUCAUGAUUCGUUUGUAGCGCAGUGGCGAUGGAUGAUGAGGAUGGGAGAUGCUUACUAGACGUGAUUUGUGACCCUCAGGCCCUCAAUGACUUCCUACAUGGAUCCGAGAAGCUCGAUGGUGAUGACCUCCUGGAUAACCCCGGGGAGGCCCAAAGUGCCUUCUAUGAAGGUCCUGGGCUCCAUGUGCAAGAAGCUUCUGGCAACCACUUGAGCCCAGAGCCCACGCAGCCGGCCCCCAGCGUGGACCUCGACUUCCUGGAGGAUGCGAUCCUGGGCUCGCCUGCCGCGGGGGGCGGUGGCGGGGGUGGCGGGGGCGCCGACCAGCCCUGCGACAUCCUCCAGCAGAGCCUCCAAGAGGCCAACAUCACUGAGCAGACACUUGAGGCCGAGGCCGAGCUGGACCUGGGCCCCUUCCAGCUGCCCACCCUACAGCCUGCGGAUGGCGGAGCAGGCCCGGCGGGUGCCGGAGGGGCUGCUGCCGUGGCCGCUGGGCCCCAGGCCCUGUUCCCAGGUGGCACCGACCUGCUGGGGCUGCAGGCCCCGCCCACCGUGCUGACCCACCAGGCCCUGGUGCCGCCCCAGGACGUGGUCAACAAAGCCCUGAGCGUCCAGCCCUUCCUGCAGCCUGUGGGCCUGGGCAAUGUGACCCUGCAGCCCAUCCCAGGCCUCCAGGGCCUGCCCAACGGCAGCCCUGGGGGCGCCACGGCGGCCACGCUCGGCCUGGCACCCAUCCAGGUGGUGGGCCAGCCCGUCAUGGCACUCAACCCGCCCACCUCCCAGCUCCUUGCCAAGCAGGUGCCCGUCAGUGGCUAUCUGGCCUCAGCAGCCGGCCCCUCAGAGCCAGUGACCUUGGCGUCCGCCGGCGUCUCGCCCCAGGGGGCUGGCCUGGUCAUUCAGAAGAACCUCCCCACCGCCGUGGCCACCACACUCAACGGGAACUCGGUGUUUGGAGGGGCAGGCGCAGCCACGGCAGCGGCCAGUGGGGCGCCCUCAGGGCCACCGCUGGCGGUGGCCCCCGGCCUCGGCACGUCACCGCUGGUCCCGGCGCCCAACGUGAUCCUGCAUCGCACGCCCACGCCCAUCCAGCCCAAGCCUGCCGGCGUGCUGCCCCCCAAGCUCUACCAGCUGACACCCAAGCCAUUCGCCCCAGCAGGCACCACACUCACCAUCCAGGGCGAGGCGGGGGGCCUCCCACAGCAGACCAAGGCCCCCCAGAACCUGACUUUCAUGGCAGCGGGCAAGGCCGGCCAGAACGUGGUGCUGUCAGGCUUCCCCGCACCUGCCCUGCAGGCGAAUGUCUUCAAGCAGCCUCCUGCCACCACGACCGGGGCCGCCCCACCCCAGCCCCCUGGGGCCCUGAGCAAGCCAAUGAGCGUCCACCUCUUGAAUCAAGGCAGCAGCAUUGUCAUCCCUGCCCAGCACAUGCUGCCGGGCCAGAACCAGUUCCUGCUGCCAGGCACACCCGCCGUCCAGCUCCCCCAGACGCUCUCUGCCCUGCCCACCAACGUCGGCGGGCAGAUCCUGGCGGCCGCGGCCCCCCACGCAGGCGGACAGCUCAUCGCAAACCCCAUCCUCACCAACCAGAACCUGGCGGGUCCACUGAGCCUGGGCCCCGUGCUGGCCCCCCACUCUGGGGCCCACAGCGCAGCCCACAUCCUCUCGGCCGCCCCCAUCCAAGUGGGCCAGCCGGCGCUCUUCCAGAUGCCUGUGUCCCUGGCCGCAGGCAGCCUGCCCACGCAGAGCCAGCCGGCACCCACCGGCCCCUCUGCCACGACCGUCCUCCAGGGAGUCACUCUGCCCCCCAGCGCUGUGGCCAUGCUCAACACCCCUGAUGGGCUGGUGCAGCCAGCCACCCCUGCUGCCACGGGGGAGGCCACGCCUGUCCUCACGGUUCAGACAGCCCCCCAGGCGCCACCGACGGUCAGCACCCCGCUGCCUUUGGGCCUCCAGCAGCCACCGGCCCAGCAGCAGCCCCCACAGGCCCCUACUGCUCAGGCCGCCGCCCCGCCUCAGGCCACCACCCCCCAGCCCAGCCCAGGCCUGGCGUCCAGCCCCGAGAAGAUCGUCCUGGGACAGCCGCCCUCUGCCGCCACCACGGCCAUCCUCACUCAGGACUCCCUGCAGAUGUUCCUGCCCCAGGAGAGGAGCCAGCAGCCCCUCUCCGCAGACGGCCCCCACCUCUCCGUGCCCGCCUCGGUCAUAGUCAGCGCCCCGCCUCCCGCCCAAGACCCAGCCCCGAGCACCCCCAUCGCCAAAGGAGCUGGCCUCGGCCCUCAGGCCCCCGACAGCCAGGCUUCCCCAGCGCCGGCCCCCCAGAUCCCGGCAGCGGCUCCGCUGAAGGGCCCAGGCCCCUCCUCGUCCCCGUCACUACCUCACCAGGCCCCUCUGGGAGACAGCCCCCACCUGCCCUCGCCACAUCCCGCCAGGCCUCCCUCCCGCCCCCCCUCCCGCCCCCACUCCCGCCCCCCCUCUCAGCCCCAGAGCUUGUCCCGCCCACCCUCAGAGCCCACCCUGCACCCUUGCCCCCCGCCCCAGGCACCCCCUACCCUGCCUGGCAUCUUUGUCAUCCAGAACCAGCUGGGAGUCCCCCCACCUGCCAACACCCCGGCCCCCACUGCCCCAGGCCCACCCCAGCCCCCCCUGCGCCCCCCAUCCCAGCCCCCAGAGGGGCCACUGCCCCCAGCCCCCCACCUCCCUCCCACCUCCACAUCCUCUGUCGUGGCCUCCACGGAUACAGCCACCAGGCUGCCAGCCCCUACGCCCCCCGACUUCCAGCUCCAGUUCCCGCCCAGCCAGGGGCCCCACAAGUCCCCCACGCCCCCUCCAACCCUCCACCUGGUCCCUGAGCCCGCAGCGCCCCCCCCACCGCCUCCUCGGACCUUCCAGAUGGUGACCACUCCCUUCCCGGCGCUGCCCCAGCCGAAGGCUCUUCUCGAGAGAUUUCACCAGGUGCCGUCCGGAAUCAUUCUCCAGAACAAGGCCGGGGGGGCGCCCGCCGCCCCGCAGACCUCCGCCAGCCUGGGGCCCCUCGCCAGCCCCACUGCCUCUGUGCUGGUCAGCGGGCAGGCCCCGUCCGGGACCCCCACCGCCCCCAGCCAUCCCCCUGCCCCGGCACCCAUGGCCACCGCAGGCCUCCCUCCUCUGCUUCCUGCCGAGAGCAAAGCUUUUGCCAGCACCCUCCCGACCCUGAGUGUGGCCAAGGCCACUGCGGCUGGGCCAGGGAAGUCCUCCGGGCUGCAGUAUGAAAGCAAGAUGAGCAGUCUGAAGAAACCCCCCGCGCUUCAGCCCAGCAAAGAAGCCUGUUUCCUGGAACAUUUGCACAAACAUCAGGGCUCCGUCCUGCACCCUGACUACAAGACAGCCUUCCCCUCCUUCGAGGAUGCCCUGCAUCGCCUCCUGCCCUACCAUGUCUACCAGGGUGCCCUCCCCUCCCCCAACGACUACCACAAAGUGGACGAGGAGUUUGAGACGGUUUCCACGCAGCUGCUGAAACGCACCCAGGCCAUGCUCAAUAAAUACCGCCUCCUGCUUCUGGAGGAGUCCCGGAGGGUGAGCCCCUCCGCAGAGAUGGUGAUGAUCGACCGAAUGUUCAUUCAGGAGGAGAAGACCACCCUUGCCUUGGACAAACAGUUGGCCAAGGAGAAGCCCGAUGAGUAUGUGUCUUCCUCGCGCUCUCUUGGCCUCCCCAUCGCUGCCUCUUCUGAGGGACACCGGCUCCCUGGCCAGGGCCCAGCAGCAUCGUCAGUGUCCGGGGCCCCCGCCCAGCCCCCUCUGCACCUGCCAACCAAGCUGGUGAUUCGGCACGGUGGCGCGGGGGGCUCCCCUUCGGUGACCUGGGCACGGGCGCCCUCCUCCUCCUCCUCCUCCUCCUCCUCGUCCUCCUCGGCCGCCUCCUCCCUGGACGCCGAUGAGGACGGCCCCAUGCCAUCCCGCAACCGCCCUCCCAUCAAGACCUACGAGGCCCGUAGCCGCAUCGGCCUCAAGCUCAAGAUCAAGCAGGAAGCUGGGCUCAGCAAGGUUGUCCACAACACCGCCCUGGACCCUGUGCACCAGCCCCCGCCCCCUGCGGCCCUCAAGGCAGCAGAGCCCCCGCCCCGGCCCCCGCCGCCACCGCCACCCCCGGCCACGGGCCAGAUGAACGGCACAGUGGACCACCCGCCGCCCGCCGCCCCGGACCGCAAGCCCACGGCCCUGGCCCCCCACUGCCCCCGGCUGCCCCUGCGGAAGACAUACCGCGAGAACGUGGAGGCCCUGGGCGCCGGGGCCGGGGAGGGGGCCGGGAGCGGCAGAGCCCGGGGCAGCAGUCCGGCGCCACUGCCCACCAAAGUGGACGAGGCCACGAGCGGGCUCAUCCGCGAGCUGGCCGCGGUGGAGGACGAGCUGUACCAGCGCGUGCUGAAGGGGGCCCCCCCGGAGCCUGCGGCCAGCGCCGGGCAGGGCAGCGGCAGCAGGGACCCCGGCUGGGAGGCGCCCCCCGCCAAGCGGCGCAAGUCCGAGUCGCCCGACGUGGACCAGGCCAGCUUCUCCAGCGACAGUCCGCAGGACGACACGCUCACGGAACACCUCCAGAGCGCCAUCGACAGCAUCCUGAACCUCCAGCAGGCCCCGGGGCGGACACCUGCACCCCCGUACCCCCACGCCGCCCCGACGGCCGUCCCGCCUGCCUCCCCGUCGCCCCUGCACAGGCCAGAGGCCUACCCGCCCUCCAGUCACAACGGUGGCCUCGGCGCCAGGACGUUGAACAGAUAACACCGGGCUGGUCUUCGCUUCCCUGGCCCCUGUCCUGCGCAUGCGCGGGCGGCGGCGGGCGGGGGGGGGGGGCAGCGGCGGGGGGGGGGGGCGGCAGACGGGCGCCUGACCUCAGCCUCCUGGGGGACACGAGCCGGGGAUCCCCUGACCGAUUUUUCUUGCCUAAGUUAUUUGAGUCACAAAGGCCUCCUCCCCCACUUCCUGCUUCAGCCGGGUUGUUGGGUGGAGGUUGUGGAUUGAGGGGAGGGGGCUGUAAUGUAAAAUGUCCCCCUGCCAAAGGUGGGGGUAAUCCCGGUGUGUCAUUUCCUAUUUCUUCCCGCUUCCUGCCACACUCCGCCCCUCCGUGGGGGAGGGGAGGGGGGACACGUGUGUGUUUGCCAGGGAUGGAGGUACCCUGGUCGUACCCACUGCUCACGCGUGUCCCGGUACUGGGCUUGUCCGUGUGGCCGCACAGAUCCACGCGUCGAGGGCGCUCAAAGCCGCGAGGGUCCUUCGCGAGCCUCGCUCAGCCUCUCCCUACCGCCCCCCACAGGCUGUAAAAGGAAACGCAGGGAAGGGCGGGCGUCAGCCAGCGUCCCGGACCCCCACCUCGGAGGGCUGUGCCCGCGGGCACCUGUGUCCCAUCCAUGUGUGUGCGUCCAGCUCCGCGUCCCGUGUCCCUGUGUGUGUGCUCGAGUGAGCGAGCGAGAGAGAGAGAGAGAGAGUUCGAACCCUCCCGCCCCUCGACUGAAAUCCGAACACCUCCAAAACAGGAAACCCGGGUCUUCCUCCCCACCCCUCCAUCCCUCCCCAGCCAGUCUUCCCUCUGUUCUUCCUGCCGCCAGCCACCCGCGCCAGAUUUUGAAAUCUCGGAGACAAAACUAGUACUGUAAGAUAAAUUUUUUUGUACUGUAUUUAUUGUGUAUAACGAUUUUUUUAAAGGAGAAUUCUGUACAUUUAGAACUCUUGUAAAUUAAAAACUGAUCCUUUUUU